AUGUCGCGGAGCGCCAAGGCUGUUCUGGGACUGUCGAUCCUGCUGACUGCAGCCACCGUGGCAGGCGUGCAUCUGAGGCAGCGGCAGGACCAGCAGAGACUUCGUGAAGGAGUGAUCAGAGACAUUGAGAGACAGAAUCGGAAAAAAGAAAACAUCCGUCUUUUGGGAGAACAGAUUAUUUUGACUGAACAACUUGAAGCUGAAAGAGAGAAGAUGUUAUUGACAAAAGGACCUCAAAAACCAUGA
This is a messenger RNA of Elephantulus edwardii (Cape elephant shrew), 246 nucleotides long. RefSeq names its product PET117 homolog (S. cerevisiae) (gene PET117). Lineage: Eukaryota; Metazoa; Chordata; Mammalia; Macroscelidea; Macroscelididae. The transcript is spliced from 2 exons. The record is from RefSeq and is a predicted model, not a curated record. Gene Ontology annotation, biological process: mitochondrial respiratory chain complex IV assembly. Gene Ontology annotation, cellular component: mitochondrion. The coding region runs from base 1 to 246 and encodes 81 amino acids.